UUCUACUCUUCUUUUAUAUAUGUAUUUUGGCUUAUUCUAAGUACUGUUUCCUCUCAUUUUCAUCAUCUGGGUUUGCUUUGUUAUAUUCUUAUACCUAUUAUUUAUGCUAUUUUCUUAAGAAUCUCUGAUAGACUAUAAAUAAAUAGAAAAUAAAUAAAGAACAGUGCUGUUUUCCAUAGUAUCUAUGGUGGGUCAUAUUUAUCAUUUUUUGAUAUUAUUUGUAUGUGGCCACAAGAAAGAGCAAGGACAGUGCUGAUUUUAAAAUUCAUGGUGGGGGGCUUUGCAGCAAAGAACGGUUUUUUAUUAGUAAUGAGAGAUAUAUUUAUUAGUAAUGAGGACAAAGAUCCGAACAAACGAACACAAACAUAAAAGGUAAAGAUGAAUUGAUCGGUCUUACGUUUUCUUGGUCGAAAUCCUUUUAUGUUAUGAAUUACUUUGAUUUAUUAGCCAUAGCAGCGAGGGGGUGUGCGGUUGGAAGUUGCUCAGAGAUGAUUGUUGAAAGAGUUUCAUCGUCUUGGCACAGCAUAUGAAUUCGUAAAUUAAACAGAUAAGAAGAGGGUUGUCUGAAGCUGUGGAUGAGAUAAGAUGGAAUGAAAAUUAUUUUCAGGAUUCAUGAGAGAUGAGACUCACGUAACCGUGUAAAGUGGAUGUGGGAAGACAGAGACGAUAGAUUUGGCAUAUGGUGAUUACAAUGGUGGGACGCGAAUAAUGGUGUUGAGGCUGGUUUUCUGUAGAUCCAGCAUCAACGUUUCAACCAUAAAGACAAUUAUAAAAAAGUUGGAAAAUUGGCAUAUUUGGCUGGGAGGAGAGGCGAAACGAGGAGAAGGGAACCCGGUACCGAGAGGUGCUGUAAUUUGUAAAGUCAGCUGUGUUUUCUCGAGAUGCUCUGGGUUGAGAGCUUUUCCUUGUCAAGGGCUUUGGUCAUUUUUUUUUUUUUUUUUUUUUGGGCUUAGUAAGCUGCAUUAAUUUAAAAAAAACAUAUAAAAGUGCCAAGUCUUUAGUUACUUUACUCUAAAGAGGAGGAUGCUUCUCACCAUAGAAAUUGAACGUUUGGCCCUCGGGUAUCUUGACGAGGGGGGUAUGCAGUCUAUUGCCAUACACUCGGAGUUUUUCUUGAUUGAUGGGCACUGCCCCAAAAACCGCAAUUGUAUCUUCUACAAGGGCAAAUCUUUUCAGCCUGUGACGGUGUCAGAUAACGAGGAAAAGGAGAAGAUAGAAAAAAGUGCGUUGGACUUUGAUCUGAGAGAUAUCCAUUAUUUAAUUUUAUGUCUACACUGUUAAGUACGUAUUAGAUAUCAUAAUAUCUUUGGAAUGUCAGGCAAGGUCAUAGGCUAUGUAGGCCUGUGAAGUCUGGAUCAAAGGGGAGAAAGACAGAGAAAUUGCUUUUUGUUCAUGGGUCUUUAUUACCAUAGCCUAAAAGGGUGUUUUCUUUUUAGACUCUAGUCGAAAAGGCCUGAACUUUGAUGAGUUCUUUUUGUUACGUCCUUAGUACUCUGGAGGAAUUCAUGUCAAUGACAGCAACGCUGUACUAUUUGGCUUUUAUUGGGUUUUGAAUCUCAUCCUUGGUACUAGGAGUAAUUUCAUCAGCUGGACUCGUUGUGAAUGUGAUCAAAGUUGUCUGCCUUGCAGCUGCAUUUUGCAUGGUAUUUGAAUGGUUCUUUUUCCUUCUUUCUUUCUUUCUUUCUUUAAAGUCUCCAACUUCCCUUAUCUUUACAAGAUUGUCUUUAUCUAUUCACACUUCGGCUAUUCCCAUCUUUCCAGCUUCUGCAUGAAGUAAAGAAAGUAAAUAGUGAAGUGGUUGGCGGUUGAACAGGGAAGGGCGGAGGAAGCUUGAGCUUGUGGGAAGGAGUAGACAAUGGCAUCGGCUUCUUGUGCCAGGAGUCCAUUGCCCAUGAAAGAAGCAUCCUCUAACUAUUCCCCUUACCCUCAACCUCUCGCAAAAUAUGACGAUGUUGCAGCCAGUCCUAAGCUCUUCGUGGAUACUUUGGAGAAACUUCAUGCUUCCAUGGGGACUAAGUUCAUGAUUCCCAUCAUUGGAGGUAAAGAGCUAGAUUUGCAUCGACUUUUUGUGGAGGUAACUUCUCGUGGGGGUAUUGAAAGGAUUAUUAGGGAGAGAAGAUGGAAAGAAGUGACUGCUGUUUUCAACUUCCCUUCAACGGCUACAAAUGCGUCUUUUGUGCUGCGAAAGUACUAUGUUUCAUUACUUCACCACUAUGAGCAAAUAUAUUUCUUUAAGGCUCGGGGAUGGGUUCCUAUGUCUAAUGAUUGUUUGAUGAGCCCACCCAGAACUCCAGUUCCAGCAUCAAGAACAGAAUCCUUGCAGGCAACACCAGAAAUCCAAGCAGAAAAAAGAAUAAAUACUGCAGAAUUGGCAGGAGCAACAGCAGCUUCAACUGUGGUAGGGGUCAUCGAUGGGAAAUUCGAAAGUGGGUACCUUGUUACUGUCACAAUAGGUUCAAAGAAGCUUAAAGGUGUCCUUUAUCAUGCACCACAGAACACCGUGCAGAAAUUGCCACAGAACUAUGGUGUCUUUGCUAGCAAAAAUGACAGUGCUUCUGCUGUACCGGGAACCCAUCGACGCCGCCGCAGGAAGAAAUCUGAAAUAAAAAGGAGGGACCCGGCUCAUCCAAAACCUAACAGAAGCGGCUAUAAUUUCUUCUUUGCAGAGCAGCACGCAAGACUGAAACCACUGCAUCCAGGGAAGGACAGAGAGAUUAGUAGAAUGAUUGGUGAACUGUGGAACAAGUUAAAAGAGUCUGAAAAGGCUGUUUAUCAGGAGAAAGCUUUUAAAGAUAAAGAAAGAUAUAGAUCAGAAAUGGAGGAAUACAAGGAGAGAUUAAGGACUGGUCAAGUCAUCAGUGAUGCAGUGCCACUGCAACAGCGGCUUCCUGGACAGGAUGUGGUAAAUACACCUGACAAUGCGGAGAUUGAAGAUAAUGAGGAAGGGGAGUCUCCUCAUACACCUGACAAUGCGAGCUCAGAUAAUUGAUUCUGAAUAUGAUAAAGCGGGAUAUAUCUCUAGAAGUAAGAGUAGGUGCUGAAGCUAGUAAUGUGAAUAAGGAGACCUUGCCUGAGGAGAGAGGAUUUUGAACUACAGAAGAUGUUGAAGACGAUAACUUUGAGAAGGUUGGUGAAGAAAUCGUUGGAUUCUGAGGCUUAAAAAGAAACAGAGUACCGAGUGAAGAACAUUGAAGUAGUUCCACGCAAGUUAUAACUUAUGAAUGACUUUUGGUAUCUAAGUGGGAAAAAAACUUAGGCUAUACAUUUUAUCAGAGACUCCCGCUACCUAACAAAGAUUGAAGUCUUUUUUCUACCCAAAAUAGGUUUGUGUUUCUUUAUCCAGUCGGCUUUUCCUUAAACCGUAGAUGAAUUCAGAAACUCUUAACUUUCAUCCCUUUUUACAGCGUUAGUUUCUUCUAUCUGUAAAUUGUGUCAACUCAGUUACCUUCGGAUAGAGAGAGUUUGAGGCUUUGGCUGACUACACGGUACACAGGCAGUUUUGUAGCAAAUGAGAAUUUUGAUGCAGUUCUUGAGCUAAGUAUUUGGUUUGUCUUCUAGUUCUGAUACUUGAUGCCUUCUAGGAGGCAUAUACAUCAUUAGUAUAUUACAGCACCGUCUGUUCGAGUUGGGGUAUGUAAACGGCAGAUGCAUGUUACA
Juglans microcarpa x Juglans regia is the source of this 3657-nucleotide messenger RNA. RefSeq names its product high mobility group B protein 15. The transcript has 7 exons. NCBI's taxonomy places the organism in Eukaryota, Viridiplantae, Streptophyta, Magnoliopsida, Fagales, Juglandaceae. The record is from RefSeq and is a predicted model, not a curated record. The coding region runs from base 1856 to 2989 and encodes 377 amino acids. Gene Ontology annotation, molecular function: DNA binding.